AUGGAGAAGGUCCUUGCCUUGCUGCUCAUUGCCCUCGCCGUGGUCUAUGCAGUUCCUGGCCCUCGGGGGAUCGUUAUCAACCUGGAAAACGGGGAGCUCUGCGUGAACAGCGCCCAGUGUAAGAGCAAGUGCUGCCGCCACGACACGCUGCUGAGCCUAGCCCGCUGCUCGCCCAAGGCCAGCGAGAACAGCGAGUGCUCUGCCAAGACGCUCUACGGGGUUUACAAAAAGUGUCCCUGUGAGCGGGGCCUGACCUGUGAGGGUGACAAGACCAUCGUGGGCUCCAUCACCAAUACCAACUUCGGCAUCUGCCACGAUGCUGGACGCUCCAGGGAGUAAAACCCCUAAAGGAUGCUCCUUCUCCACUACGUCUCCCUGGCUGCCCGCCCCUGCCCCUUGACUAGCACCUCCCUUUUCUGAUUGGAUUCUCCGCAAUUAAAGCUGUUCCUGCAGCCUU
Messenger RNA from Zalophus californianus (California sea lion), 457 nucleotides. RefSeq names its product colipase (gene CLPS). The transcript is spliced from 3 exons. Gene Ontology annotation, cellular component: extracellular region. Gene Ontology annotation, molecular function: enzyme activator activity; lipase binding. The record is from RefSeq and is a predicted model, not a curated record. Gene Ontology annotation, biological process: response to food; digestion; lipid catabolic process. The coding region runs from base 1 to 339 and encodes 112 amino acids. NCBI's taxonomy places the organism in Eukaryota, Metazoa, Chordata, Mammalia, Carnivora, Otariidae.